Molecule: messenger RNA, 319 nt
Organism: Exophiala aquamarina CBS 119918
Lineage: Eukaryota; Fungi; Ascomycota; Eurotiomycetes; Chaetothyriales; Herpotrichiellaceae
Exons: 1
Source: RefSeq, a predicted model, not a curated record
AUGCUCAUGGUUCGGGAUCCAAAGCGCUUCAACGGCGUCAUUCAUAUUGACAAUACGUUUGGCGAUAUCCUGUCCGAUAUCUUGGGAGGCGUCAAUGGCACACUUGAGGUUCUUUCAAGUGCGAGUCUCUUGCAUACUAGGAGAGCGUGCGUGCGAAGGGAAUUUACGAGCCGAUCCACGGCAGCGCCCCGGAUGUCUCUGGGAAAGGGAUGGCCAAUCGGUCGCCCAAAUUCUCAGUGUUGCGACGCUGUUGCGAUACUCGUUGGAUGUAUUACAGGAAGCAAGUGCAAUUGCGCAGGCAGUUGCACAAGUGGUGGAU